Molecule: messenger RNA, 942 nt
Organism: Rhododendron vialii
Lineage: Eukaryota; Viridiplantae; Streptophyta; Magnoliopsida; Ericales; Ericaceae
Product: peptidyl-prolyl cis-trans isomerase FKBP15-2-like
Exons: 6
Coding region: 250-723 (157 amino acids)
Biological process (GO): protein peptidyl-prolyl isomerization
Molecular function (GO): peptidyl-prolyl cis-trans isomerase activity
Source: RefSeq, a predicted model, not a curated record
ACGUUGGUCUACCGGGAGAUGGUCGGCAUUAUCCUCUUGUCUCCGUUUUUUACGCCCAAAUUGUACCUUACGGCCACAAUUCUAGUCUGGUAGACAAAACGAAGCCGCCAUGACUUGUUAAGUUCCGGCCACAAAUUGUGAAUUUCAUUUGAUAGCUUGAGGGCCUGUGAAAUCUCGCCGCUCUCGUCGCCAUCUUCUGAUUACAAUUUCUCAGAGAGAGAGAGAGAGAGAGAGAGAGAGAGAGAGAGAAUGGCGAAGGUGAGAUUCAGCUCUUCAUCAAAGGUCGCUUCCAUAUUGCUUCUGUUGGCUCUUUCCUCACUACUAGUUUCUGCGAAGAAGACGCGGGAUGUAACUGAGUUGCAGAUCGGCGUAAAGUUCAAGCCCGAGUCUUGUAACAUUCAGGCGCACAAAGGUGAUACAAUCAAAGUGCACUAUCGGGGUAAACUCAUUGAUGGAACUGUAUUUGAUUCCAGCUUUGAGAGGGGUGACCCAAUUGAGUUUGAACUAGGCAGUGGUCAAGUGAUUAAAGGGUGGGACCAAGGACUAUUGGGAAUGUGCGUAGGAGAGAAAAGGAAGUUGAAAAUACCUGCAAAACUUGGUUAUGGGGAGCAGGGAUCACCACCCACCAUCCCAGGUGGUGCAACCCUUAUUUUCGAUACCGAGCUUGUUGCUGUGAAUGGGAAACCAUCUGGAGGUGAGGAAACAGGUGACAGUGAGCUAUAGAAAAAGCAAGCUGUUCUCCAGGAGGUUUCCUAGUAGCUGGAUUCUGGGCGACUUGAAGGAUUGAUGCCUUGUCACUUUUGUAAACCAGAUAGAUAUUCAAUUUCACUUUGUGACUUAAGAUAUUAGAAGUCCAUGCCUAGUAAUUGUAACAUGAGUGAGGAUAUUUUCUUAUAUUUUUAGCAUUAACGCGUUUGCAAUGAACUUCGAGUUCACCGGUUC